CGAUAACUUCGAGUUAUUUCGCAAUAGCAACCUAACCUAUAUUACGUGGAUGUGUUGUUUCAACUUACUCGAAUUCAGGCAGCUCAGUAUUGACUAAAGAAAUAGUGCAUAAACAGCAACGAAAUGUCCGGGUAUACCAGCCAGGAUAACAAUUACUGGUCCCAGCCACCGCCACCACCACCGCAGGGACAAUUCAACUUCGAUGCGGCUGGUUUUGGCCAACCUAACCAACAAUUUGAAUUCCAAUCGUACGAACAGAUGCCCGGUGAUUAUUCAUAUGGGCAGAAGAGCUUUCUGGAUCCCACACAGAGUCCCUACAGCGGUGACUUGUUCACACAAGACGAUUAUGCAAAAGGCACCACCGGCUUCGGCGACGAAGAAGAUGAACCGCCUUUGCUAGAAGAGCUCGGCAUCGAUCCUGACCGAAUAAUGCAAAAGACUCUGGCCGUAUUGAAUCCAUUUCAUAGGAAAGGACAGAUUGAUGACGCGAAUUAUCUGCUGCAAGAUUCAGAUUUGGCGGGGCCCGUGGCAUUCUGCUUAGUUCUCGCGGCGUUUCUCCUACUAGCUGGUUCUAAGGCACACUUUGGAUAUGUAUAUGGAUUAGCUGUGACUUCUUGUAUACUUAUGUAUAUUCUGCAAUCCCUGAUGAGCAGCAGCAGUAACAUCACGUUAUCAUCUGUUGCGUCUGUAUUGGGUUAUUGCCUGUUGCCGGUAGUUGUUCUAGCGGGUCUGGGUGUCUUCACUACAUUACGAGGUCCAAUAGGUUUGAUUCUCGCAAUCUUGGCUGUUGCUUGGGCAUCCCUGUCUGCUUCUAGGCUUUUUUCGACCAUGUCAGGAGAGGAAGAUCAAAAGCUUCUUAUAGCGUACCCAUGUCUGCUUCUCUAUGGAGUAUUUACAUUAAUAAUAAUAUUUUAAAUAAAGAAAUAAUUGUAUGUAUAUUUAUGAACUUUUCAAAUAAACUUUUGGAUUUAAGCAGAAACGUUUUUGUUUACACUCAAAUUGGUGCUAACAAUUAAAUGGAUAAAAAAAAGUAUUUACAUACAUUGGUAUACAUUUUCUGUUGUGCUAUUAGUUGUGCUAUUAAUUGUGCUAUUAGUAACAGUGAACCAUUGGUAACAUAAUAAUUAUAUUAUUCUAUUUUAUGGCAUAUCUUAAAAAACUUUCCGAAAUAUUUUACUAAACAUAUUUUGGAAGAUAUGUUUAUUUUAGAUAUAUGAGAAUAUGUAUGAGAAUAUGUAGUAUGUAUUAUAUUGGAUGCAAAUAUUAGAUCAAGUUAUUUGUUAUACAAUUUCUAAAUAAAAUUUAUGGUAUUAAUUCA
Molecule: messenger RNA, 1318 nt
Organism: Pogonomyrmex barbatus (red harvester ant)
Lineage: Eukaryota; Metazoa; Arthropoda; Insecta; Hymenoptera; Formicidae
Gene: Yip1d1
Product: Yip1 domain-containing 1
Biological process (GO): vesicle fusion with Golgi apparatus; endoplasmic reticulum to Golgi vesicle-mediated transport
Cellular component (GO): trans-Golgi network
Source: RefSeq, a predicted model, not a curated record